Molecule: messenger RNA, 819 nt
Organism: Cyphomyrmex costatus
Lineage: Eukaryota; Metazoa; Arthropoda; Insecta; Hymenoptera; Formicidae
Exons: 1
Coding region: 1-819 (272 amino acids)
Biological process (GO): DNA integration
Molecular function (GO): nucleic acid binding
Source: RefSeq, a predicted model, not a curated record
AUGGCCACUAAGGCGGUACAUCUCGAGCUAGUCUCUGACCUCACAACGGAAACGUUUUUAAAUGCGCUCAAAAGAUUUAUUUCUCGACGAGGCCCAUGCGAGUCCAUUCUAUCUGAUAAUGGAAAGAAUUUUGUGGGUGCAAGCAACCUGCUGCGACAAUUUGGUGAAUUCAUAUCACACCCUGAACAUCAAGCAAAAAUCACUGAUUUUGCGUCAAAUCAAGGAAUAUCAUGGAAAUUUCUUCCACCUCACUCCCCUCAUAUGGGAGGACUAUGGGAAGCAAACGUGAAAGCGGUAAAGACUCAUCUUAGAAUAGUCAUUAACGACACGUUGUUGUCAUUUGAGGAACUUUAUACGGUAAUUGUUCAAAUUGAAGCCAUUCUUAAUUCACGGCCUUUAUGUCCAUUGAAUAAUUCUCCGGACGAAAUAGACGUUCUGACACCCGGACAUUUUUUGAUCGGAACAUCAUUACUGUCAUUGCCGGAACCAUCCGUGACGGACGUUCCAGUAAACCGCGUUAAUCGUUAUCAAUUGUUGACUCAGAUGCAGCAAUCAUUCUGGAAGCGCUGGUCUCGAGAAUAUGUUACUCAAAUGCAACAAAGAAACAAAUGGAAAACUACUGCAUGCAAUAACGAGAUUCAAGUAGGCAAACUAGCAUUGAUUCGCGACGAGAAUCUGCCUCCUCUGAAAUGGCGCACGGGCAGAAUUAACGAGGUUCAUCCGGGCCCUGAUGGUCUAAUAAGAGUAGUUUCUUUGAAAACUACAACAGGAGUUAUCCAACGUUCACUGCCGAAAAUCUGUGUGUUACCAAUUGAUUAA